Molecule: messenger RNA, 5471 nt
Organism: Culex pipiens pallens (northern house mosquito)
Lineage: Eukaryota; Metazoa; Arthropoda; Insecta; Diptera; Culicidae
Gene: Fas3
Product: fasciclin-3
Exons: 8
Coding region: 1157-2563 (468 amino acids)
Biological process (GO): cell-cell adhesion
Cellular component (GO): cell-cell junction
Molecular function (GO): cell adhesion molecule binding
Source: RefSeq, a predicted model, not a curated record
UGUGAUACGGUGGCGACUUGACCAGAAGGUGGUGACUAACUUUUAUUGAUUAUUUUUGUUCGCUAUUUGCCGGUCAUUGUCGGAAGGUCCUGGAGACUUCGUGGUCACCGUCGUCGUCGUCGAGGUAGUGUAAUUUGAAUUUAAUUGGUUUAUUGACUGGAAGCAGGGUCGGACCGGCCGGGGUUGGUCAAUUUCCGCGUUUGAGAGCUGGAUUCAGUCGGUAAACAGAGCUGUUCGGUGGAGGUGACGAAGUCGGAUACCAACAACAGGUUGCACGACGCUGGUCGCCGCUUUGUUGCGCGUCACUCUGGAUCCGUUGCGCGAGCGACUUCUCUCUCACGGCCUGCUUGGUAUUUGUGCAAGAGGGGACGCGACGCCGAGUGUGUUGGUGCGAAGCUGUUGGUCAAAUCUCGCGUGAGUUCUUGUUCGUUGUCGGCUCGCUCGUCAGAGAGAGCUUAGCUUGGCUCGCGAGUAGUUGGCUUAAGUACGCGGUCGCUAGUGCACGUUCGAACGCGACCAACAAAACAUCUAGCUGGAGAAGUUUCGUGAGUUCACGACGCGCGGGUGUGAUUCAACAAGUGGUCCAGAGAAGGUGAAGGGAAGGGUCAGGAUUUGAGCUUUAUUUACUUCGCAAAACAGGUUUCUUUGUGGGGACCGGGGAGAGAAGUGGAGUUCGAAGAAAAGAAGAGAAUAAAAAAAACCGCCAAGCGCUCCACCGACUCAGAACGUUGAGCUCCGAGCGUUUUCUGGAGAAAGCUGAAGACCGUUGAAGUUGCUCGACUUCUUCUUGCGAAAGCUCAAAGUUUGAGCGCGCGUGCUCUUAAGUGUCAACACUGUGGAAGCUGCGUCUAGUGUGAUUCGAGUGUGUCUGCACUGAGAAAAAUCCGUGCCAAGAAGUCGCGUCAAGUGUUCGUCGGCCCAAAAUUUCGAGUGUUUUUCGUUUCUUUUUCCCCCUCGACAAGAAGAAGCUCGAGCUUCUUUUUACGGCCCGCGUUAGGCUCCAAAACGCGAGAGAAAGAGAACGUGUCCCCGCCGCGCGUGUGCUCCGGUUCCCGUUCCCGUUGAAUCUUCGCAGUGAGCCCCGAAACUAAGCCCCCCGCCGAAAAAAAAGCCCCAGCGAAGCGAAUCAGAAGAGUUGGAAAAAAAAUCGAACAAAAUGGUAGACAAGCAGCAAUUUUUCCUGCCGUGUUUUGUGGUCUGCGCUAUUUUCUCAGCCAUUAUCAGCGCACAGUCACAAAUCCGGGUGGACACCGAUCCAGCCCAGGUGGUGGUCACCGAGAAUCAGCGAAAUGUUAGCCUCAUGUGCCGCGUCGGACGGCCGAUUCAGUUUUGCACAUUCACCCUGCCCAGUUCGAGCCAACAGGUGGCGUUGACGCCGGGCCAGCCGGCGGCCAACGGGCUGCAGUACUUUGGCGAAGGUUACCAGAAGGGCCAGUGCGGCGUCACGAUAGACCGGAUAACGACGGCCCACAACGGCCAGGUCAAGUGUUCGGUGUUUGUGGACGGCCUCAGCGCCGAGGGGCUGAUCGAUGUUGUCGUGGCAGUGUCCCCGUCACAGCCAACAAUUCAGUUGGAACCGGAGACCACCUACUUUGAAGCUGGAAAGCAGAUCACCGCUCAUUGCGUGACCACCGGAGGAAAUCCGGAUCCCCAGCUCGCCUGGUUCUUGGAAAAUGACCCAAUCUACGACGGCGUCGACAAGCAGCAGGACUUUGAACAGGACGGAACCACGGGAACCGCGCUGACCCUGCGCCGCAUCAUCAACGGUAACGACAACGGCAAGCGACUCAUCUGCCAGGCCAGACACCUUGCUUACCCCGAGGGAUCCUCGCAGACCAGCCUGCAGUUGGCCGUUUCUUUCCCCCCACUGUACCUGCCAGAGCACACCAUCCAUGGGCUGACCCUCGGACGUACCGUCGAUGUUACGCUAGUCAUCGAAGCUAACCCCAAGCCGCGCACCCACUGGACCGUCGACGGAGUCGGCAUCGAGGAGGGCACGGAACAGGAUCGAUUCGCGGCGCGAGUGCCUGAGCAACUGGAAUCCGGCGCGUACAACGUCACGCUGACCAUCGCCGGCCUCACGCUGGAGGACCUCACGAAAAAGUACACCCUCCGAGCGUCCAACGACUUUGGCGUGCAGGACUACACCGUGAUGCUGAGCUCGCUGGACGCCGAGGUGGACGAGUCGGGCGGCGUCGGCAUCGGUGGCAUCAUUGGCAUUGUCCUGGCGGCGCUGAUCGUGCUGGCCGCCGUUGCGCUCAUCCUGGUUGCGCGGGCCACCGGCAGAUGGUGCUUCCGAGGUGCGUCCCUAAACACCGACAUCGGGCCCGACUCGGAGGCGCAAAUCGCCCCGCACUCGCACGAGGACCUCCACGACGAGAAGCUGCAGCAGCAAAAUCCGGCCGUCCACUACGGCGAGGGGGAUGAGAAGAGCGCGGCGACGACGGAUUCGGCCAAGCCGGCGGCGGAAAAGGACGCCAAGGAGAAGAACGGUGGAACGAAGCAGGAGAACGGCAAGAAGCACGAAAAUGGAAAGGCCGACAAGACGAACACGCCGGUGUAAGAGGGGGGAUUGUUAGUGAAGGGAAAAGUGAGGUUAGGAUUUGGGGGUUUUCGGAUUGAUUGAUGAAACAAAUGGAAAAACAUUGUAUUAAUUUUAAAAUCAUGACAAUUGUCGAAAAUUGUAACCAAACCGUCCAACAGCACUUUAAAAUGCUGUGUUUUUCAAGACUCUCUUAACACAAACUGUUAUUUUUGAAUAAAUCAUCUUUUGUUUUGAUAAAUGUGAUGAAAUUAAAAGCCAUAAAUUAAAUCACUGUAUCAUUAUCACUUAAAGAGUCAUCUUUAAAGCAAAACCAUUUUUUGUUUCAUCAAUCUCUCAGAAAUAAAGUGUCCACCAAAACCGCAAAACGCAAGAAUAAUUAGUCCUCAACCCUUAAAAAACUAGAAACGAAUCCAUCAUCAGACAACCAUAAACGACAGAGGACAAAGCAGUGCACAGCUGGAAAAUAAAAACCAGAGUUGUUGUCUUUCUAACUUAUAAAUCACUCAAGUAACUUCUUUUACACAUAAUUACGAAUUCGUUUAGACUGAAAUAUUUUAUGCUUUUUCAUAAUUUCGUAGCCGGCCUGUUUGGUGUCCAAAACGUUUGUAAAUUUGUUGAUUAUUGAAAAUGUACAGAUUCAAUGGCACAAUAUUUUCAACAUAUUUUAAAUAUCCCUGAAACUAUCAAGAAAUUUUGACAAAUUUCAAAAUUUAUUUAAAAAGUUUUUGAUUUGGAACUUGAUCGUAUUAGUUUUAAAUAUCGAAAAUUAGUUUUUUUUUUCAAACUUUAUUGUAUUAUUUGAUUUUUUUUUAUGUCUCUUUGUAUUGAAACAAAUGAUGACAACUGCUUUCACCCACAAUUAAAAAUAACUUAUGACAGAAAGAUUUCGUAUUUUUUUCGUUAUUUCGUAGCCGGACUGUGAAUGCACACAACUUCUGUAAAUUUGUUCAUUAUUGAAAAUGUAAUAAGUUAAUGACACAAUUUGAUAUUAUUUUUUUAAAUAAUACAUAUUUCUGAAAAUAUCGAGAAAUUUUGACAUAUUCCAAAAUUAUUGAAAAAAGCUGAUGAUUUGAAGCUGAAUUUUAUUUAUUUUCUAUUACAAAAUUAGCUUUUUUAAUUUUAAUCUCUUCUUUUUAAAUUUUUUAAAUUCUAAUCUCUUCACAUUUCCAUAAAUUUUAUUUCUUCAGUUUUUUUUCUGAAGUUAUAAUUUUUUUUAACUUUUAUUAUUUAAAAAAAAUAUUCAGCUUAACUGGCAACCCUGCUUAUAGAUAUGAGUACUUGAGUAUAAUUUUCUUUACAUUCUCAUGUCGGAUGUCGUAAAUUUUGAUAAACGCAGUCUUGUCUUACUGUUCAAAGUUCGAAAGGUGUUGGAUCGACUAUUUAACGGCACAAAUGUUUUGAAGAUCUGGCAACACUGCAAAUCAAAGCUUGAAUUUGGAAAUGUCUUUCUGAAUUUAUCUCUGAAUUGGCGUUUCAAGAACUUUCUAAUAAAAAAAAUAUUUGAAGAGAAGUUGAAGAUCUAGCAACACUGUCAUGCAAUUCCGAUUUAAUUAUUUUUAAUAUACGGCAACACUGUCUUAAAACACUGAUACUGAAGUGGAGUUAAUUUUUUUUUAAACUGCGUCAUUUAUAUUCUUUCAACUGAUUCUAAAUUUUUGAAAAUCUGACAGCACUGCCAUAAAUUAUAAAAAUUUGAGUAAUAUUUUUUAGACUUCUCUGGCCGGAUGUUGCAGCCUUAAAAAACAAAUUUGACUGUAUUUCUGUACAUCAUUUGAACUCUUAAGAUCUGGCAACACUUUGAUAUGUUUAGAUAUUGUAAAUUUGACGAAUCUGGCAUUUAUUUAUUACAUUUUUUUAGACGGCUUUGAAAAAACUGUCACAUUGGAAGCACUGCCAAUUUCAAAAUAUGUUUGGAUUAUCAUCGAAGAAAAUUAGAAAAAAUAACAUUCCAAAAAAGUAAUAUAAGUAACAAUCAAAGUUGUAAAAAAUUCAAAACAAUUGAAAGUUUUGAUUCUGUACACAUUGUUUGAAAUUGUUAUGAAAACAUAAAAUCAACAGAAAUCAAAAUUUUAAUAAUUACAGUGCAUGAAAAAACUUUAGUUUUCAUUGUCCAACUGUGCUCAAACGACUUCACCCUCAUAAAAAAACGCACAAUAAUUAAUAAACACGUGCUAAACCAACAGUGACAAAGACAAAGCAGAGUGCAAACCCACAAAGAUCUUCAAACAUUCCAUGACUAUAGCAACGGACCUCUUUCUCUGACACGAAAGCUUUGACGAGCGGCCAUUUUUCACUCUGACUAUCAAAACGAAAUUAAGACAAAAGUGGCGCAAGACAAACUGGCACCCGUUUUACUCGAAAAAAAAAUCUCUGGACAAAAUCAUAAACCGUUUCGGGUUUGACUUUUUUUUUAAAGAGAAAACGGCACAAAAAAAGCGAAAAAGCAACUGACGGAUGAAAAAUGUACUUAAUUGUAGGGAAAAUGAAGCAUUUGUUUUAAUUUUAUGGCGUCGGCGGGACAGAAUCUCGCUCCCCCUCCCGUUGGGGAAUGCGCUUUGUCUCGUCCGUGACGAGACAGUGAAGAAAAAAGAAAGAAGAAGGAAAAAUAAGUAUGAUUGUUAUUAAAUUAUAUCCUAGCAAAACGAAUGGAACGAGAUCUGCAAGAAGAGUUGAAAAAAGUUCGUAUUUAAAACAUUUUCCUUAAAAAAACAAAAAGAAUCGUCUUUUUUAGAAGAGUAGUUAAUUGAAAACAAAAAAGGCGACCCUAGUUUGUAAGAGAAGCGAGCGAGAAGGUGUUUAAAAUUUAACAAAUCAUCUGCACAAAGUGUCCAUAUUCAGGAGAAAGCGCUAGCCGAAAAGUAGCAAUCACGACUUAGAACUAAUAACUUGUAGUAUUUAGCUUGUAGUCAGAGGUAGAGAUGUGAAA